CCAUCGCCACAAAAUCAGCUGAUCUCGUCUUCCAGGAUGAUCUACCAAGCAAUUGUAGUUCUGGUGGCCUUUGCCGUGUCACAGGCCCAUCCAAGUAACUACGGCGGAGGAGGACCUGUUUAUGCCUCUGGCCCUAUCCCCUACAAUUUCAACUACGCCGUCAACGACGCCUACUCGGGAACCAACUUCGGUCAGAACGAGAAGUCCGACGGCAGCAACGUGUGGGGAUCCUACACCGUCGCCCUGCCCGACGGCCGCAAGCAACAAGUCGACUACACAGCUGACCACGGCAGGGGAUUCGUGGCCAAGGUCAGCUACUCCGGCAAGGCUCAGCAUCCUCAAGUCUACGGCCCGGCCAUCACCUUCCCACAGAACGGCGGAGGGUAUCACUAAACACCUCUCGGCAUCUGCCCUUUAAACCUCCGUACUUUUUUAUAUUCGAUAAUACAA
Molecule: messenger RNA, 450 nt
Organism: Penaeus chinensis
Lineage: Eukaryota; Metazoa; Arthropoda; Malacostraca; Decapoda; Penaeidae
Product: cuticle protein-like
Exons: 4
Coding region: 37-393 (118 amino acids)
Cellular component (GO): extracellular matrix
Source: RefSeq, a predicted model, not a curated record